This is a messenger RNA of Agelaius phoeniceus (red-winged blackbird), 397 nucleotides long. It is a transcript of the gene COX14, whose product is annotated as cytochrome c oxidase assembly factor COX14. The record is from RefSeq and is a predicted model, not a curated record. Gene Ontology annotation, biological process: mitochondrial respiratory chain complex IV assembly. Lineage: Eukaryota; Metazoa; Chordata; Aves; Passeriformes; Icteridae. Gene Ontology annotation, cellular component: mitochondrion.
CCGCGCGCGCUUCCCGCGCUCGCCGGGGCCACACGUGACCGCGGCACAUGUGACGACAGCAGGCACGUGACUGCCCCGCGCCACGUGACGCGGGCCGGGAGAGCGGCGGAGCGGGAGCGGAGCGGUGCAGCCAUGGUGUCCAGAAAGCAGCUGGCAGACUUUGGCUACAAGGCCUUCUCGGGCUCCAUGAUGCUGCUGACGGUGUACGCUGGCUACCUGUGCAGUGUCCGUGUGCAGAGGAUGCUCCAGCACCGCCGCCAGCGGGAGAACACGCCCGGGCCUGAGAGCUGAGCCUGCCCCUGGAGCUGAGCCUGUGCUGGGAGCCCCCAGCCCCACCUUGCUGCUCCCCCCUGGCCUGGGGGAGGCAGAUGGAGUGCAAUAAACCCGUAUCCAAGUG